AUGCAGAUAGCUACGAAUCAAUUGAACGUCACGAAAAUUCUCUUGUUUUUCUUUCAAUUUGUUUUUGGGCGGCAAUGCCCAGACGGAAGCAUUCAAGAAGACUGUGAUCGAUACAAAUGUGAUACGGGACCUGGCAUUCACCAUGCUCCAACCGAGUACUUCAGCCGGCCUGGGCGAUCAGUUUUCUCUCAUCCAUGCAGAUGUUUGCCUGAUUGGAACGCGAUUUUUUGCAAUCAGACCCAGGCCCUUUUCUCGCUACCUCCGAACUCACAUAUCAAUGUGCCGACCGUUUGCAUAUGCAGAAAGUUCACUGAUUCUAGCAACUGCCAACAGUUUAUCACGAGGUGCUUCAAAAGGAAAAAUGGUUGUGACUGCUGUUUCAAUCAACCCGAUGAGUACUGUAAUCACGUGAAGUGCAGUGAUGGGAAGCCGGAUUUUGAGGGAUCAAAUACGACUUGUGUCUGUCAUUCGAAUCCGGUCGACUACCCGAUGCACAUUUGCGGACUCGGGCAGAAUCAGAUCUCAACCUCGAAAUUCUAUCGACAAUUUGAAGGCUCAAAAUCUUUCUUUUCAAUGAAUGGCUACUCAGUCUCGUCAAAUCUUGCCGUUUUGCUCAUUAUUUCCACUCUGAUUAUCGUUUGUGUGCUCGCCGUCGUUAUGGUCAUCAAUGGCCAAAGAAAACAGAAAAUGGCCAGAGAAAGACGCGAAGAGGCACAGCACGGAGCCAGUGAUACUCUGGAAACGCUUCUACCUCAGAAAAAAUCGAAUAACAAUGAGAACUCGUUUCUUUCG
This is a messenger RNA of Mesorhabditis belari, 792 nucleotides long. Lineage: Eukaryota; Metazoa; Nematoda; Chromadorea; Rhabditida; Rhabditidae. The record is from the annotation of a GenBank genome assembly.